CCACUUUUUAAAUGUCAUUCAAGCUGAUGGAACGUCUACGUUACUGUGUGUGCGCGCGCGUGUGUGUGUGUGUGUGUGUGUGUGCGCGCGCGCCAGUGCAGAUGUCCUCCUCCUCGUACACGUACGCGUCCACGGCGCAUUCCGUGCACGUGCUGCGCCGCUUGGACGAGCUGCGUCGGCGGGGCGUGCUUUGUGACGUCACGGUUCAGGUGGAGGGCCGCGAGUUCGACGCCCACCGUGCCGUACUGGCCUCGUGCAGCGAGUACUUCGCGCGCCGGCUCCACGGAGACGUCGACGUCGUCACGCUGCCGCCCGAGGUAACCGUUAGUGGUUUCGAGCCUUUGCUGAAGUUUGCCUACACGUCCAAGCUGCUCUUCAGCAAAGACAACAUCCUGGAAAUACGCAACUCUGCGUUCAUCCUGGGAUUCAGAGACCUGGACGAGGCCUGUUUUUACUUCCUCCUUCCAAAGUUCUGCUCCACCAGUGCGGGCGUGGCGGCAUCAUCGUGGAGGAAGAGCUGCUGUAAGAAGAAGAGCAAGAGGCGCCUGGCCAAGGAGGACACUGACAGUGACGAAGACGUCAAACCGGUUUCUGACGACUCAGAAGCGCCUCAGCCCACGACAUGCCGUCUUCCGCCUGCAGCCUUCACGCUGGGGCCCAAAUAUCGCAAGUUCCAGCUGACUUGUGGGAAAGAAACUGAAAAAAGCGGGAAUGAUGCGGCCUUGGACAGCCAGCAUGGUACCAGUGAAACGUGUGAGCUGCAGACAGGACCACAGGUUCAAGUCCAGAAUGAGGACCAAGUGAAGGUGGAUGAGGACACCACCCAGAGGUCACCAGGCCUAAUGUCUCAUCGCUGCCCCGUAGAGUCUGUUGGAGAUGAAGAAACAGGACAAGAAUCAGGAACAAGCUUCUCUGGUGGUUCUGAUCUGGUACCAGAAGAUCCAGCAGGUGAUACCCGGAAAGAUGACCCGGAAGAGAUGGACCUCUGGUUCGCUGGCUCCACUGGUUCCACCAGCACCAAGUGCUCCUUCCUCGGCCAGGACCGGGACAGCAGCAGACCCUCGUGGAAGGGAAGCACCAUGCUGUCCGAGAGCGAGGGAGCGUCCAUGUCUGGCCUGUCGUCCCUCAACUCGGGCGAGGACGACGAGAAUGGGAACUCGGAGACGGAGGGAGACAGCGAGUCGUACACGAGGGAGAGGGCACGACAGGUGCAGCUUCCCUUCUCUGUGGACUGGAUCGUGAACCUGAGCAGGACGGACCUGCAGCGGCUGCUGAGGCAGCAGGCGUUCACGCGCGAACAGCUGGACCUGAUCCACGAUGUGAGACGGCGCAGCAACAACCGGCUGGCCGCCCAGCGCUGCCGCCAGAAGAAGCUGGAGUGCAUCUCCAACCUGCAGGGUGAAAUCAACAAGCUGAAGUGCGAGCGUGACAAGCUGAAGAUGGAGAAGAACCACCUGAGCCAGCUCCAGCAGACGACCCGUCGCAGCGUGGACACGCUGUAUCAGAAGGUCUGCAGCGAAGCCCACCUGCAGCCCGAGCAGCUCCAGGUCUUUGCCAGGUACACGUCUCCUGGAUGCCCUCUGUCCGCCCACGUGGACUCGGUCCUCUCACCUCAAAAGGCCAGGCCUGCAUCGUCUGGUCUGGAUGAUGCUGCGUCAAUGACGGGGGAGAGUGAACAUUUUGAGGACACGGAUGAGCCUUAGAUGGAUGUUUCUAGAGCGCAGCUUUGACACAUCCAAUAUGGCGGCGACGUUGACGUACGGCUCAGCGCUCGAUGCGGCAUCUAUGUAUGUAUGUAUGUCUACGGUAGGAAGUAUAAUCACUUGUUAGUUCCUCUUUAUUUUAGGCAUGACAUGGAUCCGUUUUAAUGUGUAGCUGCAGAUGGACGACAAACAAACAAGCUACAGUGAAUUAAACAGUUAUUCAUAUGAUGAAACUGACUGGUCUUGAUGUACGUCAUCAUUGUGCAAUACGCUGUUUACGUUCCUUCGGUGGCAACAUCGUCAGUGUGUGAAUGACAGCAUAUUCUAUUUAUUUUCCUUUAGGGUACAAAUCCAUUCAGUCAUUCUAUAGUAACAUCGUCAAAUGUGUUCACAAAAAUCUCAUUCAGAGUGUAGCAUUGGAAAUCUGCUGGUAUGAGUCCCACUUUAUAAUAAGUCCGUGUGAAACCGGAAGUAGCUGAUAGCUAAACUGUACAACUGUCCUGGCGAUAGUUAAUCACACCGUGGAUUAAGUUAACAAAACAUUAACUGCUGUGUGAACGUGAUGAAUUUAGGAUAAAAAAGGGAACCAGUGAUAGGAACUAAAGUUUCGGAAAUUGUCUUGUCAGAAGUGUCUUGCCGAACUCUUGCCAAAUACUUUAGUUGAACUGUUUGAACUCGUUAGUUUAAGGUAAACACUUUGUAAUAAACAUUUCGUUUUUAUUACAAAUCUGUGAAUCAAUUCACGUAGUUUAUGAAUUAAGCGCUGUUAAGGCUAUAUAACACAAAAUGGAACUGAAGGUAGCAAUUACAGUGUGUCAGUCAUCGAAGUUCUUCGCUCCUAUUUGCUGCCUCCCCAAACUAGGUUUACGCCCACUUUGAGGCGCCAAUCCAUAUUCAAUAAGACAACUGCAAAGUGAAAACAACGUUUUGUCAUAAAUAUAAAACUUUUAUUGCAUUGCUAUUUGGUUGCUGGUUUGGUUGCCAUUAAAAAAACAAAGCCAAUAUUUCAGUCUGCCAUAAUAAAAGAACAUUACACUAACAGCAAUUCCGGUAACAGUUGUCUAUUUAUUGGGUGGUGAAAGUGACAUUAUGUACAGUUGCAGAGCAGCUACAAGUUAUAGCGUGAACGCAUGUUUACUUGUCUUGCAUUUUUUCCAAGAUGGGCACAAUCAUGUCAAACUUGGGUCUCUUGGCGGCGUCUUCGUUCAUGCACAGCCUCAUCAGCUUGCAGAUGUGAGGGGAAAUCCCUGGCGGAAUGGUCGGUCGAAGGCCUUCCAGAGCCACCUGAGAGGAGGAAGGAAACGUGGGGUUAUUUUUUCGGCACGUGGUGUAGGGGGUAGUCCCAGUCAACUGGUGGCCCGUGGGCCAAAUCCGGCCCAUUAAAUGUGAGUUCACUUUAAAACUAACAUUUUUGCAGCAGAUACCUAAAAACAGGCUGCUGUCAUAUAGAGGACAUAAAUGUUUAUAUGCAUUUAUAGUGGAUAUAUACAGUAUAUUUUUUUGAAGUAGAGUCCUCAAAACAGCAGAUUGCUCCUGUUAUACGGAGGUUUUUUGCAGCAGAAUCGUAAAAAGAGCAGAAAAUAUAGAUAGGAUAUAGAGAGGAUCUUUGAGUGUUUUUGUAGUAGGUCCUUAAAACCAGCAGAGUGCUCCUGUCAUGUGCAGGAUCUCGUGUAUUUGCAGUACAUUCCUAAAAACAGAAGAAUGGUCCUGUCAUUUAUAGGAUCUUUGACUCGUGUUUUUGCAUUAGGUCCUUAAAAACAGCAGAGUGCUCCUGUCAUAUAGAGGACAGAGGAUCUUUGACUAGUGUUUUUGCAGUACGUCCUUAAAAACAUCAGAGCAUCCCUGAUCUUUGGCUUGCUUUUGGGGAUAAUUCCUAAAAACGGCAGAAAAUUCCCGUCAUCUUUGACCUAGUGUUAGGUGCUUAAAAACAGCAGAGUCCUCCCUGAACGCACCUCGCUACUCUGCUCUUUGCUUGCUACGCUGUGCACCAUGAGGUGUGUGCCAUGUUUAUGGGCGACCUGGCCAAGGUCGAGCAGGAGGGGAAGGACAUCAAGUGUGAAGUUAACACAGCUACAUCACCUUCAUAUCUGCUAGACAAGAAGGUGCUAUAAAGAGACGAACGUCUCAACGAUUGUUGUGUUGCAGGUACAGUUUUAUGCCUAGUUGGAUUCUAGUCUGUACUUUUAACUGUAUGAAGUGGCACAGAAAAUGAAUGAAUGAAUGAAUGAUCCGAGGAGUUGAAUCAGAGCAACUGGACUAGCUUGAUUUUCUUAAAAGAUGUUUCCCCUCUUAUCCAAGUCCUAGUCCAGGUUUAAACUCCUCAGAUACACCAUGUACUGAAAACCUUUACACACACUUAUUCUUCAAAUCAUUUUUGAAUUUGUGGAUAAAAAUGUAUUGUUCCUGAGGAAGCGGGCGGGAUAUAAUGCUUGCAGCACGUUAGAAAGUAAGCGCCCUCUAUUCCGCUGCAUAAUUGUUGCAAACAGGCCCUUUAAAGAUAAGAUAUUUUAGUUUUAGGUGAAAAAUGUCCUUAGUUUGGGUUGCCGCUUGCCACUGACAGGUGGUGGUGGGUCCCAUAGCCAAACCAGUUGAGAACCACUCAUACUGUAUAGAGGAUCUUUGACUAGUGUUUUUACAGUAGAUUCCUAAAAACAGCAGUGGCGGUGUAGGGUUUAGUAAGUCCUGCUUGCCUUCAUGCCUAUCUCCAUAGGAGAAAGAUCUGCAAAGGGCACCUCUCUGGUCACAAGCUCCCACAACAGCAUGGCAAAACUCCACAUGUCUGCAGACCUCCUAUUGAUGUCCUCAGACCUCUUCUGCAGGGCUGAAACGUCACAAAAGAAUCUUGAACACUUCUAACGUGAAGUCGUUUCUCAUGUUUGAGAAAGAAGAUGAGAGAAGAAGAAGAACAUACCUUCAGGGGCCACCCAGGCAGGAGCGUACAUGCGACCGGGACACUGGAAGGAGAACUUUGCAUCUGCCAUGCUUAUCCUGGCCGUCAUGUCCUCGUCAAUCUGCCGGUUAGAA
This is a messenger RNA of Dunckerocampus dactyliophorus (ringed pipefish), 4727 nucleotides long. Its product is annotated as transcription regulator protein BACH1-like. Lineage: Eukaryota; Metazoa; Chordata; Actinopteri; Syngnathiformes; Syngnathidae. The transcript has 5 exons. Gene Ontology annotation, biological process: regulation of transcription by RNA polymerase II. The record is from RefSeq and is a predicted model, not a curated record. Bases 12 to 1703 code for a protein of 563 amino acids. Gene Ontology annotation, molecular function: DNA-binding transcription factor activity, RNA polymerase II-specific; protein binding; RNA polymerase II cis-regulatory region sequence-specific DNA binding.